AUGGAAAUAUUGGAUGACAGGAGAGGCGGAUGUCUUUUGGCUGGUGUUGAUGUGAUGACUCCCCAGGAGGCCGCUGUGGCCACCCUCUGGUUCCCCCCAGAUGGCGGGGCUGGUGGACGACGUCACAGCCCGUGGUUGAAGCCACAUGUGCGCCUGUGUCUCGAACUCUGGGCGCUGCUGAUGGUGUUUGAGGCGCGUGUGCGAGUCUGCGGCCGGGGCUGGAUCGACGCGGUUGCAGGUGGUGAUUUGAGCGUUGCUUGUGAUGGCGAGGAGGAAGAAGAAGAAGAGGGGGUGUUGAUGCUGCUGAUUAUAUCUAUGAGCGGUACCUCCGUUGUUCAGCACAUCGACGCCAUCGACGCCUUUGCCAGGACCCUUUACGUGCGCACCGCUCAGUCAACUGUCCCGUCUCUAUCUGGCAAUGCCGCUGAAGCCGUCCGCGACCUCCACCAUGCUCUGCGAGACCUCCGCAUAGAGGCUGCCGAUCCGGACUCGCGCCUCAACUCCUCAGACUCUUCUCCCUACUCCAAGCAGCUAGGCUCCAUUGUCGAGGACUCCCAGAUAACGCUCAAGCAGCUCGAGCUCGUGUUGGACCUGAACAGCAGGGGCGGAGGGCCCUACGCUGAUGGCGCUGCUGAGGGCAUCAACGCUGUGCAAACCAAGCUGGUCCACCAAAAGACUGUCAUUGAUGCCUUUUUGGACCUGGUGCAGUCGAGUGACACUCCGCCAAGCAGCCGCCGCCGCGGGCCUAGCCUGGAGACCAUCAAGGACAAGGUGGAUGCUAUUGGACGUAGACUCUUUCGUCGUGACAGCAACAAGACCAAUAAUGGCGAAGACAAACUGUGGAAGAAGUUCAAGGCUGAGCUUGUCAAGGAGGGAUUCUCAUCCAAGGUGCUGGAUGAGCAUGAGGAUGUCCUACGCGCCUACAUUCAAGAGAUCGAAUCUGUGCCAUCUAUGAAGGACGGCGUCCCACCUACCGUCAGAGGACUCCUUGAGCUUGAUGGCAACUCCGCGCCUACGCCCAUGCAUGCUCGCCAUAUGACCUUUCCGCCCGUCGACUAUCAAAAGGCACCUGCUAGCAUGAAGACUGAGCGACUCAUGCCGGACCAGCCUCCUUUUCCGUCUCUGGCCCAGGAGCUGUCGUACGACCCCCGUGCCUGGGCUUCAGGCGAGAAUGGCGGCAAUAUUGGCGAUUCCUUUACAUUCAUCUCCACACGAGAUCUACUACUAAUGGACUCACUCAGCUCGGACAUGGCUAGCCUCCAUCUAAGCAGCUCUCCCACACAGUCUGAUGCUCCAUCGUUCCAGCCCAUCAUGUCUGGGGCUUUGCCAAUACCCGAGAUAAGGCUACCAACGUCUACACCCCCUCAGCCAAUUCCCCCAGCGAAGCAACUUAGUGUAGACGGAGCAGCGCCUCACGUGUACGGUUCUAGUGCUCCACCAGCAUAUGGGGGCACGUCGGUGCUUCGGUUGGCCCCGGAUAGCUAUGGGCGGGAGAUUCCUAUGCAUGCGGAAUGGACCAAGAUCAACCGUACUGUCGUCAGCCCUGAGGCUCUUCAUCGUGCCGGCGUACGGUACGAAGCUCGACCGGGCUACGUCGCCAUCCUUGGCCACCUAUCCCUCGACCAAGUUACCCAAUAUGCCCGUUUGAGCGCGGAGUGUCGCGCAGCUCGGCCAGGUGUGCCUCCAGUCAGCAAACAGCAUGCUUAUAAUAUGAAUAGACCCGAACGAACGGGAUCGGAGAGUAGUCGAGAUGGGAGCGUCGAGGACGACAAAGAUUCGGAGCGCCGGAGCGACAUGUCUGACGCAGACGAUGACAAAGCUUCUGACGGAAAGACUACCAAGGGCUAUCCCAUCAUUGUGAACCCGCCAGAAAAAGGCAAGGCAUCAUCCCCAACCAAUCCCGUGAUGCCGAAGCCCAUCUUGAAGAACAAAAACACCAACCAUGUGCGCUUCGACCCUGAGCCCCACGAGGUUGAAGCUCGACCAGAAAAGGACAACCGCGAGGGUCGAGAUUCCAAUUCUUCCAGGAAGCCUCGAGACCGCGACGAUAGAGAUAGAGAUGAUCAUCCUAGACGUCGCGAAGACAGAGACAAGAGAAGGCGAGACAGUGAUCCGUCCUAUGACGACAAAUAUCGCCGAGACCGAGACCGAGAUAGACACGAUAAUUACCGAUCGCACCACAACGACCGCGAUCGCCGUGAUGAUCGGAGACGGGAGAGACCUGCCAGGAGGCAACCAUUAGGCGAGGCGCUCGGUAUGGUAGGCAUCGGUGGUGCUGCUGCCAGCUUGCUGGGAGUUUUGGCUGAGGCUGCCAUGGGAGGUUGAUGAUGUGACAUGUUGACAUUUUGCAAACAUCUUGCGUUUAUUUCCCCCAGUGUUAUUAAAGGGGCUCAUUCUUUUAACUUUACUCUACUUUUUCUUUGUACAUCUUUUGGAUACGGCUGGCAUUCAAGGUUGGGAUAUUUUACCAUUACACCGGUUAGUACUGCAAACUAUUGGGUUUAUUUGCGAGCUACAACAAUGCUUUAAUGCGUCG
Molecule: messenger RNA, 2536 nt
Organism: Trichoderma virens Gv29-8
Lineage: Eukaryota; Fungi; Ascomycota; Sordariomycetes; Hypocreales; Hypocreaceae
Exons: 4
Coding region: 1-2325 (774 amino acids)
Molecular function (GO): peptidyl-prolyl cis-trans isomerase activity
Source: RefSeq, a predicted model, not a curated record